CAUAUAUUAUAACCAUUUCCAUAAUCACAAGAUCAAAUCAACCAAACAUAAAGAUGUCAAACCCUUCACCGGAAACUAAUAACGCCAUCGAGAUAACCAUCCCCACAACCCACACCCACACCCACACCCGCACCCGCACCCGCACCCGUCGUCACUCCAUUAGACUCCCGGGUGUAAUUAGAUCAUUCCCGGGUGCGAAACCAAUCCCACUAGCAAUCUCGGUCACCAUCGGACUCAUCGUAUGUUUCGCCAUCCCUAGACCGAGAGAGGUCUCAAAGCAAGCUUGGCAUUUGUUUGCGAUAUUCCUCACCACUAUCACUGGGCUCAUAUCGGGUCCUUUACCUGUUGGCGCAUGGGUCUUCGUGUGUUUAACGGUCUGUGUUGUAACUAAAACAGUGACGUUCAACAACGCGUUUGCGGCUUUUACCAAUGAAGUGAUAUGGUUGAUAGUGGUGUCGUUUUUCUUCAGUAGAGGGUUUGUGAAGACGGGUCUUGGUGAUCGUUUGGCAAUGUACUUUGUUAGAUGGUUUGGCAAGAGUACUUUGGGGUUAGCGUAUGGAUUGGCGAUUUCUGAAGCAAUAAUAUCGCCAGCGAUGCCAAGUGCUACCGCUAGAGCGGGUGGGAUAUUCUUGCCGAUUAUUCAUUCAUUGGCGGCUGCCGGUGGGAGUAGUCCUAAAGAUGGGUCUGCUCGCAAACUUGGUGCAUUCCUUAUUCAGUCUCAGUUACAGUCGUCUGGUAGCUCGACUGCUCUUUUCUUGACGGGUGACGCACAAAACAUGUUGUGUAUGAAACUAGCUGAAAGUUUAGGGGUGAAAAUCAAAAGUCCAUGGGUUGUAUGGUUUAAAGCUUCAUGUUUCCCAGCGCUGGCUUCUCUGAUGCUAACUCCAUUCAUCAUAUACAAGAUAUGUCCGCCUGAAACAAAGCACACAAUAGAUGCUCCUAUCUUGGCUAAAAACAAAUUGGAGCAAAUGGGUCCUGUCAAACAGAAUGAGUGGAUCAUGAUGGGAACCAUGCUUGUCACUGUGACAUUAUGGAUCUCCGGAGGAAGUCUGAGCAUUUCAACUGUGGCUGUAGCGAUGAUGGGUUUAUCAAUCCUACUGAUACUUGGAGUGCUGAGUUGGGAUGACUGCUUAAGUGAAAAAACAGCAUGGGAUAUAUUAGCUUGGUUUGCAUUGCUCCUAGGCAUGGCAACUCAACUAACUGUCCUAGGCGUCGUACCAUUGUUGUCUAAAUCUGUAGCUAGUUUUCUCAAAUCUUUAUCAGUUGGAUGGCAUGUGCAACUUCUCAUUCUCCAGUCUAUUUAUUUCUUCAUUCACUAUUUUUUCGCGGGUCAGGCGACUCAUAUUGGUGCUUUAUACCCCGCCUUCUUGUCAAUGCACCUAACUGCUAAGGUCCCUGGAACUCUUUCUGCCUUACUUUUGGCAUUCAAUACGGAUCUUUUUGGUGCACUUACACAUUACAGUAGUGGUCAAGCUGCAAUAUAUUAUGGAGCUGGUUAUAUAAAACUCCAGGAUGUAUUUAAGUUUGGGGUCUUGAUGGCUGUUAUCAACUUGACAGUAUGGGGACUAAUAGGAGCUCUAUGGUGGAAGAUUUUGGGACUCUACUGAUAUUUAUAUGCAUUUGUUUAAUUGUUUAAUUAGAAUAUCAGAUGAUUAAAUGCUUAUUUCUUCAGUUUUACAAUUAUCUAUAUC
Messenger RNA from Helianthus annuus (common sunflower), 1691 nucleotides. Its product is annotated as dicarboxylate transporter 2.1, chloroplastic. Gene Ontology annotation, molecular function: transmembrane transporter activity. NCBI's taxonomy places the organism in Eukaryota, Viridiplantae, Streptophyta, Magnoliopsida, Asterales, Asteraceae. The transcript is spliced from 4 exons. Gene Ontology annotation, biological process: transmembrane transport. Bases 54 to 1607 code for a protein of 517 amino acids. The record is from RefSeq and is a predicted model, not a curated record. Gene Ontology annotation, cellular component: membrane.